AUGUCUACCCCGACAAUCAAAGUCCUGGGUGUGUCUGUGGCAGAGGCAUCCGGGUCGAGUACUGACAAGAAAGUGAAUUCUCGGUCGACAUUGAGAUUGCAUGGACGAGUUACUGUCUACAACCAAGAUGGCACUUUCGACACAGUCCGCAUACGGCUACAGGGCGCUGUACGCACCCAGAUAGGGUCGCAGGUUGCGCUUGAGAAGAUUCCUGCCACCAGCGUUACCAAGACGAACCUCGAUUUCAAGCCCGUCUAUUCCACAACUCGACAGCUGACCGAAGAACAAUAUUUGGACUUUACAUGUGCUGUUCCGACUCCCAGACAUGGCGCCCCGGAAGCAUUCGUGCCUUCAAUGACGCUGUCCGGCACCACAUACCUCACUAAAGUCACAGCGCUGACGAACAGAGAGCUGUUGCAAGGCUCCUGUGAGGUGCUUUACACCCUCGAGGCGGACUUCCUGCGAUCGGAGACCAGUAAGCUGGUACGCAGGAUCAGCUGUCCCGUCGACAUCUCAUCGAGCCUGGCUCCUCUGCGUGCCGAGGUGACAUCCUCGGGUCCAUCCGACAGGGUAGAGAAACUUGCAAAACCGCAACUGCGGUCCCUGAACAGGUUUCGCGGGACUCAGUCGCAGCCAGGAUUGUCGAUCGAGGUACCGAAGAUGCUUGGAUGCAUCGUCCCUGACGCCUCAACUGUAUCCACUGGCUGCCGGCGGCUCACGGUGCCCAUCUUGGUCAACGUCUCGCUGCCGUCAAACGUUCGGCGGCAGUCGCAAUCCCUCUUAGAAAAUGAACAGCUGAAACUUUCUGUGAAGGCGAAGUGGUUCACGAGGAGGACGUUCACCACCGGCUCUUCUGCCGUGGAAUCUACUAUCCACAGUGAUCGGGUCUCGACUCAAAACUACGCUGUUACCCUGCCGCCGUUGUACAAGUCCAGCACCGAAAGCUCGAAAUACACAACCACAGUCGAGCUGGACCUCCUCCUGCCCGAAUCCAUCUUAACACCGACCAUCUCCACCGACAUCCUGAACAUCAAUCACACACUCGACCUCAACAUGAAGUUUGAGACCAGCGGGGACAACUUGUUGAGGAGUUCUUUCACCACCAACUUCAGUCUGCCAGUCGCACUUGGUGCUUCGCAGGCGAAUUCGAUGGUCAGCCUGCGCACCUUCGACCUUCUUCUGGGACUUGUUGAGGAGCAAUUUCUUUUCGCUCCGCCACCAUACGUGUACUAA
This is a messenger RNA of Cladophialophora yegresii CBS 114405, 1233 nucleotides long. RefSeq lists its product as uncharacterized. The transcript has a single exon. The coding region runs from base 1 to 1233 and encodes 410 amino acids. Lineage: Eukaryota; Fungi; Ascomycota; Eurotiomycetes; Chaetothyriales; Herpotrichiellaceae. The record is from RefSeq and is a predicted model, not a curated record.